GUGGGGUGGGAGCAUUCCAGCCCUGGUUCCCGCACUAAGUAGUCUUCGCUGUGGGACUUCUGCAGGUCCCCAUUAGCAAAACUGUUGCCCUUCCCUCCGUGGGUCUCUGGUCAGACACCCCCAGCCAUUCUGAAAGCACAUGCUCCUGUCACUCCUGACAAGCCUCCCAAGCCCAAGGAGCAGGGACCAGAUGGCCAAGACCGGAGGCUGGCGGGCGCUGCAGGUCCUCAUCUCCACGGCCGUGGGCUGAGCCCUUCUUGCAAUGUCAAGGGGACCGGAACCCCACAUCCUCAGAAGCAUACUUCCUACGCUGAACUUCCUGCAUGUCCAGCACUGCCCCACAACAAAGAAUUCUCAGUGCCCAGGGUCCGUGGUGCUGAGGGCAGGACGCCCCGCACUAUAGGGCUUCGUGAGUGUGCUUCCACUUGUGUUAUUUGCACACUCGGAGUCUGGCCUAUAAGAGGAGUCAUUUUGAGUGAGUUACUGCGUGAGGCAAACAAGGCUACAGCCUCAGGGGUGCUAAGCAAGGGUAAUGCCAAAAGCCAGCAUUCACAGCCCUGUGGCCUUCCUGCCCACUGGGGAGGUCUGGCUGCCCUUGCCCUCAGCGGCUCCCCUGCUGCCCUUGACGGAACGGAACGUGGGUAGACCCACACGCCCCUCCCCGUAGACAUAGUAGGCACGGUGGGGCGUAGCGUGUGGACCGCGGGGUCAGGCAGGCCUGGGUUCAGUCACCGGCCCUCUGCCCCUAGAUGGACAAUGACCCUCCUUACUACAGUUUGCUCAACUAUAAAUAGGACUGAGUAACAAUAUCUUCCUUAAAGGGUACUGGGAGGAUUAGAAGAGAUAAUCCACAUAAAGGGUUCGAUGCUGUGCUCGCAGCAGGUGGGGAAGAGUGAUUGUUGAUUACUGGCAUCGGAGCCCAUUUCCGGUGUUGCCCCUCUGCUUGUAAAACCCCCAACCCCGUCCCCGCUGCUGAGUCCAGAAGAGUGUGGGAAGGCUGCUGAAUACUUGGUCGCCCCUCUCUCCAGCUCAGCCAUGUGCCAGCCCUGGGAUAAGCCCCAGCGACACAAAGGCGACUAGGAUGUGGUCCUGAACACUGCGAGCAGUUCACGAGCCACUGGAACACUGGCAGGAGCCUGGAAGGACUGGGAUCUGGGGUUAGGAUGAGGCCAGCACAGCAGCCAGGGCAGCGAGAGGCCCCAAAGCAUUCAGGGCCCUUGCUGACCGACUCAGAAUUAGCUCCUCCUUGAAAUGUGCACUGGCCUCCUCCUAGUCCCAACCAAGCAAAUGACCACACCCCAAGAGGAGGGCCUGAAGGCACAGAGGAAGAUGAGAUCAGGGCAGGAGCUGCAGUGCCAGAGGCUUCCUGGAGGAGGUGUCAAGAGGGCUGCUGCCCUGAAAGGGGAAGUAGGAUUUUGAAAGGCAAAACUGACAACACACACAUUCCUGGGUAGGGACUUCUAGCACCAAAGCCUGCUUGGGAGGAAGGCCCUGGGCAGAUGUGAGCUGGGCAAGUAGUUUGUAAAUUAAAUGCAAAAGAGCGUACAUCAUCUCUCGAGUACAGGGAUUUCCUCUGGAAGAUGGCAGUUCUCUGGAGCUGGGGGUUCCCUCCCAGGGACCCGGGGGGCUGGAGGGCUGUGAGGCCUGGCAGAGUGGAAGUGGGUUCUCCUCGCCUCUGUGUCCUGGAGGAGCGGGACAGAGCCAGCCCGACACACAGGCAUUUCGUCCUCUGGGUCGUGCUGUCAGGUCUGUGAAGGUCCCCAGUACAACGGGCAUCCAGUACCUGGGAGAUAGUGUGGGGUCAGAGGUGAACCAAACACUUGGUUGUCACGAAAGCGGCAACGGAGGAGUAAAUAAAUGGCACUAGACCUGAUGGGCAUGGCCCUGGGGGCCUCCUGGAGGAAUAGACCUCCGUGCCCCAUCAACCAAGAGUGGUGAUUAUGGAGAGCCGCGUUGACACCUCGUAACAAUGAGAGGCGUUCUAAGAUAGAACGGGUGGACUGGUUGGAAUGGGGACUGCCCCUCGCUAGAACCCAGUUCAAUUGGACCAACAUUUAUUGAGUGCUCACUAAAUGCCUUGUUCUGGAGUGAAAGAAGGAAGAGGAUCUGGGAGGCUGUUAUGUCAAGGAACUCAAAGAAACCCUCCUUACCCAGCCAGGAGCCGAAGACACCAUCGGGCAAAAAGGUGAAGUCUCCAUGCCCUCCCCUGUCCCGGUCAUGGAAGCAGGACCGCGAGCAGACGCUGGCGGCGGCUUACGUGCCAGUGGUGGUAGACCCAAGGGGGCAGAACCUGGACAAGCUCAGGUUCAACUUCUACACCUCCCAGUACUCCAAUUCCCUGAACCCCUUCUACACCUUGCAGAAGCCUACCUGUGGCUACCUGUACCGAAGGGACACUGACCACACCCGCAAGCUCUUUGACGUGCCUCCUGCCAACCUGGCCUUGUGGCGCUCCUAGGCCCCCACCAGGCAGCAGCCCCCGCCUGCACCUUUUCCUCCGCAAUCCUGGGUCCCAGGCAGGGGGGGAUGGGCUGCCUGUUCCAGGAGGAGUGGACUGAGCCUGGACUAGGAAAGCUGUGCCAUGCUGAGUGUCAAGGAUGACAAAGGGAGGUCCCUGUUCUUGGCAGCAAUUAAAGUUGGUCCUUCCUUUCCCCA
Messenger RNA from Mustela lutreola (European mink), 2655 nucleotides. It is a transcript of the gene CIMIP3, whose product is annotated as ciliary microtubule inner protein 3. The coding region runs from base 2120 to 2458 and encodes 112 amino acids. Lineage: Eukaryota; Metazoa; Chordata; Mammalia; Carnivora; Mustelidae. The record is from RefSeq and is a predicted model, not a curated record. The transcript has 2 exons.